Molecule: messenger RNA, 1058 nt
Organism: Acanthisitta chloris (rifleman)
Lineage: Eukaryota; Metazoa; Chordata; Aves; Passeriformes; Acanthisittidae
Product: sodium channel subunit beta-3-like
Biological process (GO): ventricular cardiac muscle cell action potential; sodium ion transport; regulation of heart rate by cardiac conduction
Cellular component (GO): voltage-gated sodium channel complex
Molecular function (GO): sodium channel regulator activity
Source: RefSeq, a predicted model, not a curated record
AUGAACAAUGCCUUGAAAGUGGCAUUAAUUACUAGGAGAAAGAUGAAAGCAUGGCAAAGCAGAUGCUGAAGAGCUGGUUUGUGUUCUGCAGUCUGUGUUGAAGUCCCAUCUGAGACAGAGGCUGUCCAAGGAACUGACAUGAAGCUACUCUGCAUCUCCUGCAUGAAGAGGGAAGAGGUCACAGCUAGCACAGUGGUGGAAUGGUUCUACAGGCCAGAGGGUGGAAAGGAUGAACCUAUCUACGAGUACAGGAAAACAAACCACGAGUUUCCAAGUCGCUUCAGUGGUCGGAUCCAGUGGAAUGGGAGUAAAGACAUGCAGGAUGUGUCCAUCACUGUGCUGAACGUGACCUUGAACGAUUCAGGGAUCUACACCUGUAACAUCACUCGGGAGUUUGAGUUUGAGAUCCACAGACCUCUCUUCACAAGCUCCAGGCUGAUCCACCUCACCGUGGUGGAGGAGGCUGGAGAAGACUUCACCUCUGUCAUCUCAGAAAUUAUGAUGUAUAUACUGCUGGUCUUCCUCACCCUGUGGCUCCUGAUAGAAAUGGUCUAUUGCUACAGAAAAGUCUCCAAGGCAGAGGAGGCUGCCCAGGAAAAUGCGACAGACUAUCUUGCAAUUCCAUCAGAAAACAAGGAAAACUGUGCUGUGCCUGUGGAGGAAUAGCAGAGAGGAGUCAGCAGGACGAACGGCACCAAGGGGCUCUGAAGACAGAAGGACCACGUGCUGCCAGCCAGGUUGGAGGGGAGCUCUGAGCCGUCGGGAGGAAAUGUGGGGAAGUGUAAAUUCUCUUCCGUUUGCCUUGGACUCUGUACAGCCUUGACUUUGGUCUGCUGACUCCGUGCCAAGCUGCCAGCCCUUUGCUAAAGGACUCUUCUGUUGAAGCAUGCUGAGCAAAUGGCACAGGGGUGUGGGCAGCACGGCUCCUUCCCAAGUUUCAGUUCCAUCAUCACCUGAACGGCUUUGUAAAUGUUAAGUGUCAUUUCUUAGCUGCUGUCACCACCACUUUUAUUUGCUAAAUAUGCUAGUCCUCCAUUGCAGAGGUAAAGGGUAUGUAU